Gossypium raimondii (Peruvian cotton) is the source of this 875-nucleotide messenger RNA. Its product is annotated as coatomer subunit zeta-1. NCBI's taxonomy places the organism in Eukaryota, Viridiplantae, Streptophyta, Magnoliopsida, Malvales, Malvaceae. Gene Ontology annotation, cellular component: COPI vesicle coat. The record is from RefSeq and is a predicted model, not a curated record. The transcript is spliced from 6 exons. The coding region runs from base 163 to 696 and encodes 177 amino acids. Gene Ontology annotation, biological process: intracellular protein transport; intra-Golgi vesicle-mediated transport; retrograde vesicle-mediated transport, Golgi to endoplasmic reticulum.
AAUUAACUCUAAUAAUAAAAUUACAUAUAUUAAUACCAGUUCCAAUCUUCCCUCAUCCCGUUAUUUCUCGUCGCAGUCACACAGUUCAUAAAGAGCAUUUGUCAAAAGAAAAUCCCGAUAUUUUCCCGAGAAAUCUUGCCAAACAAAGAAAAAAAAGGAAAAAUGGAGUUAUGCCCUACAAUUAAGAACAUCCUUCUUUUGGAUUCCGAAGGGAAACGUAUAGCUGUUAAGUAUUACUCAGAUGACUGGCCAACGAAUGCUGCUAAGGAAGCUUUUGAGAAAGCUGUGUUUACCAAAACCCAGAAGACUAAUGCUCGAACUGAAGCUGAGAUAACAAUGUUUGACAACUAUAUUGUUGUAUACAAGUUCGUUCAAGACCUUCACUUUUUUGUUACCGGAGGUGAAAAUGAAAACGAGAUCAUCUUGGCCACAGUGCUCCAGGGAUUUUUUGAUGCUGUUGGACUCCUCCUUAGAGGCACUGAGGACAAAAAGGAAGCAUUGGAGAACUUGGAUCUUAUUUUGUUGUGCCUCGAUGAGAUUGUUGAUGGCGGUAUCAUUCUUGAAACUGAUGCAAAUGUCAUUGCCGGAAAAGUUGAUAGUCAUAGUAUGGAUGCCGGAGCUCCUUUGUCCGAGCAGACAAUAACUCAAGCAUUGGCUACCGCUCGUGAACAUCUUACGAGAUCUCUCCUCAAGUAAAAUGUGUUUACAUUGAACCAAACGAGAUAAGCUUGACGGUACUAUCUUUCCGUAAUGAUACUGUAUUUGAUAUGUUUUAGGAUAAUUUUUGUGCCUUGUUUUGAAUGCGAUAGAACUGAAUAUAUACUUGCGGCGGAUGUUGUUUACAUUGAUGUUAUUGCAAUGCUGUGCUUUCUUGA